AUGAAUCUAACCUUUCAUAAUUCUAAGCAUAAUGCCAACAAUGAUGACAAAAAGUACUGUUGUAGUUAUCAUAGUUAUAAUGGUGGAAAGAGGAUCUCCGUAAGUAAACAAGAAGUUUCUUGCACAUCCCACAAUACAGGUUCUACUUCAUUCUUCCAACACACCGUUAAUUCUGGUAGUAGAGUGAGGCUUGCUGCUAUUAAGUAUUAUGGCAUUAGAACUCCCAGGAAGAGAAUAAAUAUUGAUAGCCUUAAAUUGCCUACUAAAGAGUCGGCGAAAGUUACAGUUUAUACAUUUUACUCGUUGGAGAGAAAUCCGGUGCUGAUAUAUGUUGACUUCAAAGGAGGCAUAGCUACUACAGGAUGGUACCGAAAGGGUGACUCCUCUGCUGGUGACAAUGAAGAGUGGACAGAAGUAAAGGAUCUCAAAGAUAAAGCACCUGAUAAGUUAACUAAUCCUACAGGCUGCAAUAGUGAAGGCUUUAAAGAACUUGCGGAUAAACUAAAAGAUCUUGGAUGUAAAGGCUUGGAACAAUGUACUGCUGUUCGAACUCUUGAUCCAGAACAUCUCGGACAAAACGGAGUUCAACGUGAGGAAGUCCCAGCAGCUGACUUAUCUGACCAGGUUCCUGAUACAGAGUCUGAGACAAAGAUUCUCCUACAAGGUACUCCAGUGGCUCAAAUGGCUGAAGAUGCUAUAGAUAGCGAAGACAAGGAAGAGGAAGAAGAUGGUCCUGAAGCUCUUCCUCAAGUUGGAGGACAAGAUCCUGGUACUGUUGGGGGUACUAGUGAUCUUGAAGCUCUUGCUCUUCAAAUUAAAGAUGCCUUAGGCCUUUCUGAUUUAGAUACAAUUUUUGCAGUCAUCUGUGGAGGUCUCACUAAAGUUGGUUUGACAUCUGCUACGACCUAUCUUGCAGUAUGGAAACUCUAUAAGUUUUGUAAGAGCCUAAGAAAAGACCCUUGGGUUAGACAGAUUUAG
This is a messenger RNA of Theileria equi strain WA, 978 nucleotides long. RefSeq lists its product as hypothetical. Bases 1 to 978 code for a protein of 325 amino acids. The record is from RefSeq and is a predicted model, not a curated record. Lineage: Eukaryota; Apicomplexa; Aconoidasida; Piroplasmida; Theileriidae. The transcript has a single exon.